AUUUUAUAUUAUUAAUUAUUACUACAUCGUUAUUUUUCUUGUUGAACGAGAACGAAGAGAAACACGUAGAAUAUUCCUUUUAAUUUUCCUUCGAGUCACAUUUGCAAUUAUUAGAUCUAUAAUUUGAAAGUAUUUGAUAAAUGAUGAAAAUUAGAAUCGUAGGAACAUUGAGAAUCUAUUAAAAAAUGUCUAUUGAAUAUGAUAUGACAGAAAAGUUAACCCUAUGAUUAGUUUUCUAUUCAAUUAUUAAAGAUUAUUUAGUAUCAAUGAAAUGGAUGUGAAAGAGAGAAACGACGAUAAACGAAAUAUUAUUGACAGAUGAAUUAUAUCGAUUUUAGCAUCCUGGAAAUAUUGGAAGAAGUGACUUGAGAAACUUGACGGCACUUGUGUUGUCGUAAAAGUCACAUAGAUGGUUGAGAUGAGUGGGACGUUGUCGUCGUCGCCACAGCCGACGGCGACGACGUCUCAUCGUAAGCAUAAAAACGGUGAAAUUUCGUCGACUAUGAUAAGCACGAACGAGAUGAUCUUACCAACCGGAAAGGAUUUCACCGCUUGUUACAUGGAACUCUGCAAGAAGUAUCAUCUGAGACCUUUACCGGUGAUCUGCGUGACAUUACCCUAUAACUUGGACUUUACGACCGAUCGCGUUAAGAUGGAGGACUGGAGACCUAUUCUGAACGCCUUGUCGCUUGAUCGUAGCCUCAGAUCGAUCAGCAUACGUAGUAGAUAUCAAUAUCGCAAACCGUCGGAAGUUGGCAACGUGAGUUUCGAAGAUAAAGUUCGAUCGAAAGGUCCUGGUGCAUUAACUCAAUGUCUUCUGGAAUGGCUAUCCCAUAGCAUCGGGCAAUGCGUGAGGAACUCGUACAGUUUGACUCGUCUGGAGCUAGAGGGUAUACCCUUUCCGACGGACUGUUUGGCGGUCUUGUGCGUCGGCCUCGCUGGCACGGAAACGCUCGAACAUCUUUCCUUUCAACGUUGUUACAUCGGCGAUGCUGGCUGCGAACUCGUCUGUCGUGCGAUAACCGACGUACGAACGAUCAGAUCGUUGAAUUUGAGCGAUUGCGAUCUUACGUCCAGAUGCGGCACGGUUCUAGCCGCCACCUUAUCAAGGCAAGAAUUAUCGCUUUAUCAUGACACCUGGAAACAAUCCCUGAGAUAUCGAGAGCCAAAUAUCGAAGCGAUGCCUGGUCUACGCCGAUUGACUCUCAGCGAUAAUCCUCGCUUGGGUGACUCCGUCGUAUUGAAGAUAAUCGAAGCUAUUAGAGAUAGUCUAUGGUUGAAGGCGGUCGACCUUCGGCAUUGUGGCCUAACCGAUCAGAUAGGUGACGAUCUUAUCGGACUCCUGGAGCAGAAUUCUUCUCUGACGGUUCUCGACGUACGACAGAAUCCAAACAUGAACGAAAAUCUAAUCGGUGAGAUUUUACGACGUUUAGAUGGUAAGGAAAAUGGCGAGUACGGCUGGUUGAAUUCGUCACGAAGAGAUAGGAAGAUAUCUUCGAUGAAUCUUCAAAUGAAGAAUAAUAACAAGAAGAGUAACAAGGAGAACGAGGUCAAUGGUGCGUACAGGAAAAAAAAUCAAAGAGAAGAAAGUUCGGUUUCGAAUCCCGUUAACAGGUCGAAAAUUUUAACUUCUUUUGUGAAAACACGAAAAGUGAAUUAUCAAAAGACGGAACGGAAUGGAGCCGUGACACAGCCGUCCGAUAAACCUUCCUUGCAUCUAGAUCUUCAGUCACGAAUAAAACCGAUCGUUGAGACGACGAAUUCGCUCGAGGUAAGUGAAUCGAGCGUUCGAUACUCGGAGAAAAUCGAUUUGGAGAAAAAGAACGAAGAGAGAGAAGAGAUCACGGCAAUGAUGAGAGAAUUGAUGCUGGCAAGAACGACUAACAAUCAUUUGUUGGAGGAAAGCAAACGUCAAGAUCUUUUGAUCGCACAUGAAAAAGCAAAGCGUGAAAUAGCCGAGACGAAACUGAGAGCGAUGAGUGGCGACUUAGCCGAUUUAGAAAAUAUAUUGAGAGAGAAGGAUCGAGAGACCGACGGUUUCUUAUUGGUCAGUCAACGAUCAUUGAACGACAUUUGUGCUUCGUUCGAUAGAUUGGUAGAAUUAUUGGAAAGUCUAACUAGAAAUACGAGGUUCGAUAAAAAGAAUUCAGAGGAGGGUCUUUUGGUUAGCAAGGACGUGAAACAUCGCGUUGACACUGUCGUUAGAAAGACGAAGUCUGAGAAUCUAGGACGAGGAUACGUCGUUGAUAUCGAGGACGAAGAACAGGAAGAAGAAAUAAUGGAGGAAGAAAAUGAACUGGUCGUUGAAUCAUCCAGAUUCGACAAGAUUCAGAAGUUCGUAAAAUCCGAAGGAGAUGUAAGGAGGAAGCUACCUUCGCCAGUUACACCGGUACGAGUUGAAAGAAAUAUCGGCGACAAUCCAGACGUAGUCGGACCUUCCUUGAAGAGUUGUGUUCUUGAUCGUUUUGAUGCUGGGGACAAAUGUAACGUGUCUUCCGUGGACAGAGCAAGAAACAUUUUCCUUCGUUUCGUCAACGGCGAAGUCGAAGGGAACUUUUUAAUCGCCUGAUAAAGAAUCUAUUUGAAAUAUCUAUUAGCAAAUGGAAAAGCAGUUAAGAUUAGAGGUCGUUUGUAUAUCCACGUUUUUCUUAAGCUCUGUGAUUGUACAUGAAAUAGAUAUCGUUUAUCAUUUUGCAAUGGAAAGUUCACAAACGGUUCUUAGUAAAGAAAAGAGAGAAGAUGCGAUCGGGAACGUCGUCGUUUAUCGCUUUUAACGUUCACCCCUUGGCACUCUAUGGAUUUUCCAUUACUUCCGGCCUGGGUCGCCGGUUACUUGAAAAACGCCUAUGCACGGGCUACCGGUCAAAGGUAAUUUUUCAUGAUAGAUCACGCUCGGCGUGGCGUGUCGCGAGCGAUCUUGUUCGCAACGUGAAUGGUGAAAGGUAAGUCGUUGCGCAGCACAAGAUCAAACGUUCCAGCAACGUCGUCCGGUGUGUGCUCCUCUUUCUUCCUCUCUCUUGCUCUCUCUCUCUCUCUCUCUCUCUCUCUCUUUCUCUCGUUUUCUCUCUCUCUCUUUCUCUCUUUAUCUCUCGACGUGUCGUCGAUUAUCGAUCACCGUCGUCCUCGCUUUUACGCGUACGAAGCCUUUAAACGAGACCUCGUUUGCGUCACGAUAAUAAACGGUUCGAUGCUGUUAUGCUUUCCAUUCUAUUCCUCGUCGAGCGAUCGUAUAGAAACGGUAAAGAUUAGAAAUACGACGAUUAGAUGUUUAAGGACUUACCCGAAAACACCAACGGCUACUGCAGCCUCGCGAAGUGCCCUUUCUUGGUCCAUCUCGACCAGUGCCUCCGGUCUUAUAGUCGCUGUGUUUCUAGGUUGUCUUUCAUUCUGAACAGCUGAAACGAAAAAUAUUAUUUCCUUUACUCUCUCGAAUUUUAUUUUGUAAAUUCGAUGAGUUUGAUUUUCAAGCACGAUGGGUGGCGAACUCAUUGAGAGGUAAUUGAAAUAUUACGAUGAUUUCGCUUCGUUGCUUCUCGGCAGAUUAAUCAGGGAACAAACGCGCUCCGCCUUCAACGGCCAACCCCUCUCUCCAUCUCUCUCUCUCCCUCUCUCUCUCUCUCUCUCUCUGUAUCUAUCCCUCAUCUCUAUCUCUUGUUCGCGUCUCGUCAAAUUCACGUAACUCACGGUUAUGUCAUGCGAACAUUGUGCGUUUGACAAGCACGGAGUUUAACGGACACGCAGAAAUCAGCCACGUUAUUGUUUGCCUGUAUAUUCGCCGUUAGGUAACUCCCAUUCUACGAGCGUGGUAUUCUCAUCGGCGAUCGAUUCGUACGUUUCCACCACCCGAUAUUCUCCAAAGAGAAUACUCUUCUCUCCUUUCUCCUCUUUUCUUUUUCAUGGUUUUUUAUUUUCUUG
Vespula pensylvanica (western yellowjacket) is the source of this 3915-nucleotide messenger RNA. RefSeq names its product centrosomal protein of 78 kDa-like. Bases 410 to 2569 code for a protein of 719 amino acids. Lineage: Eukaryota; Metazoa; Arthropoda; Insecta; Hymenoptera; Vespidae. The record is from RefSeq and is a predicted model, not a curated record. The transcript has 4 exons. Gene Ontology annotation, cellular component: centrosome.